Aspergillus alliaceus is the source of this 2478-nucleotide messenger RNA. RefSeq lists its product as uncharacterized. The record is from RefSeq and is a predicted model, not a curated record. The transcript is spliced from 5 exons. Gene Ontology annotation, biological process: nucleoside metabolic process. The coding region runs from base 1 to 2478 and encodes 825 amino acids. Gene Ontology annotation, molecular function: ADP binding; protein binding; catalytic activity. NCBI's taxonomy places the organism in Eukaryota, Fungi, Ascomycota, Eurotiomycetes, Eurotiales, Aspergillaceae.
AUGACCCUCAUACAUGAUGAUUACACGGUUGGCUGGAUCUGUGCGUUGCCAUUAGAAAUGGCGGCCGCGAAGAUUAUGCUCGAUGAGGUCCAUCCUUCACUCCGCCAGCCACAAUCCGACCACAACGUCUACACUCUCGGAAGCAUUAGCGGUCACAAUGUAGUGGUGGCCUGUUUGCCGUCUGGGGUUUACGGGACCACCUCUGCUGCGAUUGUGCUUGCCCACAUGUUGCCAACAUUCCCCUCUCUUCAAUUUGCGUUGAUGGUAGGUAUUGGAGGCGGCGUGCCCAGCCAAGGCACUGAUAUUCGACUGGGUGAUGUGGUCGUUAGUAUGCCAACCCCGACUUCGGGAGGUGUGAUUCAGUAUGACUACGGCAAAUCACUUCACGAUGGACGUUUCCAACGAACAGGAUCCCUCAACAAGCCUCCUCAAGUUUUACUGACGGCGGUAUCCCAAAUACGCAGCGAUACUAUGAUCGGAAAACUGUCUAUUGGGGUAGUUAUAUCGGAUGUGCUCCAAAUACCUGAAAACUGUCAGCAAUUUUCGCGCCCAGACCAAGAUUGGCUUUUCAAUUCAACAUAUGAUCAUCAGAGCCCCAACCCCAGUUGUUUAACUUGUGAUCAGGCCCAGUUGGUGCGUCGUACGCCGCGAGUAACUAAUAAGCCUCAUAUUCAUUAUGGGCUAAUCGCUUCUGGGAACCAAGUUAUGAAGGAUGCCAAGAGACGAGACCUCAUUGCCCAGGCCAUGGACAUUUUAUGCUUUGAGAUGGAGGCAGCUGGGCUUAUGGACCAACUGCCAUGCCUGGUAAUUCGAGGAAUUUGCGACUAUUGUGACUCUCACAAGCACAAACAAUGGCAAGGAUAUGCGGCGCUCACCGCAGCUGCGUACACUAAGAAACUUUUAUCAGUGGUUCCGUUGGCCGCUACACAAGAGGUUAGCACUAGCAAAUUUCAUGUCCCACUAGACCUGACAGCAGUGCCCGCCAUUGAAGAGUUUAUUGGACGACAAGAUGACCUCAGCAGGCUAUGGGACUAUUUACAACCAGCUACUUCAGAGUCACGAAAGGUUGCCAUUCUCCACGGCCUCGGUGGGAUGGGAAAAACACAACUGGCCAUUCACUUUGCACGCAAGUAUCAUAAUAACUUUACAGCAGUAUUCUGGUUAAGUGGCAAGGACCGAUCUACAUUAAUUCAGUCUUUAAGCUCUUGUCUGCCACGAGUGCGAGGGCAUCCUACAGAUGUUAAAGCGACUACUGAAGAAGAAGCAGAGCAAAGAGCUAAAGAAGUGCUACGGUGGCUAGCAAUCCAGGAUAACCGGAGGUGGUUAAUAAUCUUCGAUAAUAUUGAUCAGUACUGCCUGUCGCAUGACAGUAACAGUAAUGAAUAUGAUAUUAAGGAAUUCUUUCCUACUGCUGAUCAUGGAUCUAUACUGAUCACUUCUCGCCUCCAAAGAUUAACAGAAUUAGGAAAGUCAUUUCCAGUCCAAAGACUUGCAACCGAAGAUGCCAUUCAGCUCUUACUGCUGAAUGUGGCUGGCCUUACUAACCGGUUAGAUGGGUUGCCGCUGGCAAUUGUCAUUGCCGGUGCAUUUAUGCGCGAGACAGGCACCGGCAUCAAGGAAUACUUACAGUAUUAUAGGGAUUCCUGGGUUGACUUACAGUCUCAGUCUGCAGCGACACGUCACUAUCAGCAAGGUAAUUUACUUGAGACAUGGAUGAUUUCAUACCGUGAAGUCCAAGGACGUGAUAGAACGGCUGCAGCGCUUUUACUUUUCCUUGCGUGUUUUGAUAACCGAGAUAUUUGGUAUGAGUUGAUCGAACAUGGUCGCAAUUACUCCAAUACUCCAGAUUGGUUCAAAAUAUCGGUUAAAAAUAAGCUUGCUUUUAAGGCACGGAUCAAGACUCUUCUUGGGUUUUCCCUUAUCGAAACUAGACAACUAGAGGAAAGCUACGCAUUACAUCCUGUGGUACAGAAUUGGUGUCUUCAUGUUGCCGCCGCUGAAAGGUAUAUAGCUGAACUGUAUGGACUCGCUCUGGCCGCUGUUGGGUAUAUGGUCCCAAGUACAGAUUACAGACACUAUGCAAAGCUCCAACAUCGACUCCUUCCACAUGCGAAUCAUCUGCUGCAAAGGGAGGCAUAUAACUAUACAGAUAACACGUCUAUUAUUUGGGGAGCCUUCCACGGUCUAGGACAUCUCUACAAAAAUCAGGGAAAGCUAAAGGAGGCAGAGAUGAUGUAUCAGCGCGCGCUGACAGGCUAUGAGAAAGCAUUCAGUCCUGACCAUAUAUCCACCCUGGAUACUGUUAACAGUCUUGGUCUUCUCUACUCUGAUCAGGGAAAGCUAAAGGAGGCAGAGACAAUAACACGCAUGCCUGAAUUGACGCACGGUCCUAUAGCGUUUGAUGGAAAUUUCAAAGACUCAGAACUGUCCAGACCACGCCGGAGGGGAUUUCUGUACAAGCUUUUCAAUAGAAAAUAA